AUUAGGCAGAUUUACAACAGCAUGACUGCAGGAUCGGCGAAACCUGAGCCCGUCUGGGUCUUCGAGAAAGCGGUCCUCGCGCAAACGCCCGAGUUCAAUGUGGCGUGUGGUGCUCGACUGCGCAUCGCUCACAACCAAAACGACGACCAGGGAUCCAUAUCAAUACGGAUUAAUACAGCUCUAGCUGAGCUUGGAAAGCAAACUCUGAUGCUAAACAUACGGCCUGAUGAGGUUGACAUGUGUACAGUAGUCGCUAAAAGCAAUGACAAGCUCAUACCAGAUCGCAUGUUCUCCAUGGUGCCUGUUCCCGUGACCAGUUCAGCUGCUGUUUCGACACUCAUACUAUGCCUCAAUGGCACAGGUGUCGUCCUAGUGCCUCCAUCGGCCAAUGGCACGACUCUCAGUCCAGCCAUCCCAGAAGAUCCUGAAUAUCAAGCCUUUGCAAAACUCUGCCAGAGCAAAACCAUACAUCUGCAUCUGUCCAAGCAACAGUUCAGAGAUGGUGAUUUGCAUCGACUGCGUACUUUCUCCGGCGCAGUGCGCGCUCGUAUGCUCAAACCUCAAUCUAUCGAUUACAAGCGCCUCAACGCAGGACAUGGCGCCAUCGAGAAAGACUGGCGCAUCUUUGAGCAGACGACAAGUCCCCCACCUUAUUGUGAGCCUGUAUCUACACAGAGUGUGCUUGGAAAACGUUCUCGAGAUGACUCGCCAUCAGAACCACACUCGGCAUCAGCCAUUCUACAUUCGCCUCCACCACCGCCCUGGUCACCUACCGAGAUCAAUACACCAACGACUCGCUCGCCCUCGCCUGCUUACAUCUCUCCUACGAGGUUUACAUACGAGACGAAACAAAGUUACAGAGAAAGGGUUAAAGUGUUGGAGCUACAACGACAGUUGCAUGGUCUGCCCGAUGGCUUAGUGCGCGAAGUCUUGACAGGUUCAGGGCACCAACAUCUACUGGUUCCACCAAUGCCAAGUGUUCCCAAGAACCCAUCGAAGGAUGCAAGUCCGGUUCACGAUGGACAGACCUCCUCGGCGUCUUCCGAUGCUGAGGAGGUUGCCCUAGUCGCUCGAGUCGACAAGAUCAUCGAAGAACGCUUGGGCAGACUGACUAAAGAUGCUUUCAAAUCACUGACUCAGAGGCGUCUAGACGCUCUCGUGGAGUCGCAAUUACCAGUAGCGGCUGAACUGUUCCUCAAUGGCGCAGUAGCAGACCACCGUGACCGGUUCUACGAAGAAUGCAAGACAAGUGAGAUCAAUGUUCGCGAGCACGUUGAGGAAGGCAUCACUGAGGUGCGCGAUGUUACCAACGAAUGCGCCAAGGAGAUUUCAGAGCUAGCUCAACAGUGCAUAGACGAUUUAGAUGAGCAUAGCAAGAGUCUCGAUGCUUCGGCGGAACAAGAGUUAUCAAAGCUUAAGCGCUGGUUCGCUGAGCUCGCUCGGUCUCUCUUUGACAAAGAGACUGUUGUUAAACCUAAGCCGCACACCAUGACCAGACGGAUCUCCAUGUAG
Aureobasidium musti is the source of this 1512-nucleotide messenger RNA. NCBI's taxonomy places the organism in Eukaryota, Fungi, Ascomycota, Dothideomycetes, Dothideales, Saccotheciaceae. The record is from the annotation of a GenBank genome assembly.